Messenger RNA from Anguilla rostrata (American eel), 2358 nucleotides. Its product is annotated as protein crumbs homolog 3-like. The record is from RefSeq and is a predicted model, not a curated record. The coding region runs from base 614 to 967 and encodes 117 amino acids. NCBI's taxonomy places the organism in Eukaryota, Metazoa, Chordata, Actinopteri, Anguilliformes, Anguillidae. The transcript has 4 exons.
CUUAUAAGGUUAUUUCAGACUGGUUUGAUGAACUUUUACCGGUGGGGAAGAUGAACAGUGGACGGGUUCAUGUGGCCGAAUUGCGAAGCUACGAUGGUCUGUGUCCUUUGAUCUGUAACGUUACAGUGAUACCAGUUGUUGCUGGGACGGCAUAAGUGAAUAACGCAAAACGAUACUCAUAAUCAAGAUGAAUUAUUUCCCCCUCGUUUAGCAAAGUGUACGUGAUGGCGAAUGCCGUAACUAGCCAGUAAUGCGAUCAAGAGCUGUAUUAGUGUGUGUCCAGCUAUGACGGUUCAAGUUUUGGUGUGCCCUCCGAGUAAGAUUAAUCAGGUGCAAUAGGCAUCACUGCAUGCCAAAUGCAUUACUUACGUAUUUCAUUUUGGAUGGCCCACAACAAAAAGUGAAAGGUGAAGAAACGAAGACUACUAUAAACUCGGUUUCAGCAUAAUAGACGAAACGCAGAUGUCCUGAACCCAGUCAGUCAGAGCUGGCCCCCCCUCCCUUCCCCCAGUACCUCCACACUUUUGGUGAAAUGGCCUCGACCCACGACGCCGCUGCAGCCUCAACGUUCUUCUGAGACGACCUCUGGGCUGCCCUCAGUACAGGCCCAGCAAUGGCCCCCUGGCCCCAGCGGAGAGUGUCGCUCUCUGGCCUGCUGACCCUGGGUCUGGUCCUGCUGGUCAGUGGAGCUGCUGAUGCCCAAGCAGGAAACACCACCAUUCAGCCCAGCACCACAAAAAACUCCACCACCAGCUCACCGGGGCCCAACAUUCCGGCCAUCGUGGCCCCCACGGUGAUCCUGGGCCUGCUGCUGCUGGCGGGCGUGGCCGUGGCGGUGGUGCUACGCGUGAAGAAGAGGAGGCAGACGGAGGGGACGUACCGGCCCAGCAGCGAGGAGCAGACGGGCGCACGCAGCGUCCAGGCACCGGACGCCCUCAAACUGCCCAAGGAGGAGCGCCUCAUCUGACCCCCGACCCCUGACCCUUGACCCCUCCUUCACUCGCACAACACACACUUCUGUGAUGGACCCUCAAGUCUACACCCCUCCCACAACCCUAAAAAAAAAAAAAAAGAUCCAACCCUAUCAUGUCUCUGCUGCUGACAGGACGGACUGACAAACCCCCAAACGCAAAGCCCUGGAGCUUGCUGGGGCCCAGAGAGGGAGGUCCACCUUUUCCGAAAAACAGCUCUGAGAACAGGCUGGAGUCCCCGCACUGGUGUGGUUCACACAGGAGUCCGGGGCCACACACAGACACUGGGACAGGAGAAAGGGUGCUGUGCUAUACUGCUGCUUUCUGGAUCACUAUAGCUCCACACGCUGUUUAAUUUCAAGUACUUACACUGCAAGAUACUUCUCCUAAUGCUCAAUUAAUAUAUGCUACUGCAUUAUGAGGUCUAGAGUUUAUGUCGACUACUAAUGAUUUUGUAUUUGCGGAAUAAUUAUGCUAUUAUCAGGCAUACAGUGUGGGAUAUGUCUUCCAUUUCAAAUCAUUUAGAUUUAGAUGUGAACCACUAUUUAUACUCUUGCAGCUUACCACUCAACAUUUUCUAAUACAGAUGAUAGACUACUGAACAAAUACCUGAUCAUGUGACGCAAGUCAACAUUCACCAAUACAGGUGAUUCACUACUGAACAUUUACUGCACCUGUACAGGUGACAUACGAUUGAAUUUGAACCUGUACAUGAAAUGGUCAAAUGAACAUUUACCUGCACAGCCUAAUUCAUGUUAAUCUGACCAGGAUAUAUUGUUCUGUACGUGCUGAAGGUCACUGUCCAAUUAAUAUUUACCUGAGCAGGAGACAAAGCAUUAAACUGUCCAGGUGAAAGUAUGCUGCCUUGAUCUUCAGUACAGUUUACUUCUGCCAGUCUUGAUAUAGUGUGAAUGGUUUGGUUUAACAGAAUAUUUCAUGUCCUUAAAAACAAAUACGGCAAGGAUGUAACGAUAAUGAAAUUGUAAAUAAUCUUAAAGCACCAAAAAUUGUUGUUUACACUAUUUUACAAUUAAUAUUAUAAUGUAUUGUGAUUUACAAAGCUUUCUCAAAUGGUAACACUGGAUUUAAUAUCAUUUUUUAAAUGAAAUUUAUGUUAUUGUUUUACCACUUUAUUUGUGUGCAAUGACUAGGUCCUCAUUACAUUCCUUGUGCUGGUAAUAACCUCACUGAGCGGAACUGAGACAGGCAUAUGCUCUCUCUCUCUCACACACACAUGCACACACACGGCUUAGUAUUACAGGAUAAAUUCCUUGGGGGAGUGUGUGUGCGCAGGGAUAGAUUAAAGUAUUGUGAGUGUGUCCUUUCUGUACCGGAGGUGGAAAGCCAGUGAAAUAAACAGCAGCACAAAAUAAAUGUUGCAAAUGGC